AUGACUGAACUAAUUUAGUUAGAUGGUCUAAAAUUUAGUUCAGAAAAUCUUAGCGAAUUAGGAGGUAAGCAAGGAGUAGGUUCAUUUUUUUAAUGCUGCUGCUAUGUAGAUCCAUCAAAAUGGGCUACUGAAUAACAAAUUCACAAAGCUAUUUAUACCAUCUUAUAAAGUAGAAAUAUGUUUCCUAAAAGAAGUCAUGAAGUAAUGCUUAAAGUUGAAUAAUGUAGAUCAUAAAGCGAAAUAAUAUUUUAGACUCCUAAUAGGAAUUCAUUUCCGACUUCUUAAAGUAGAUUACCUACUUAAAGGAUUCUUAAUUAAGAUUUAGAGAGAUAUUUAUCUGAUCCUAAUCCAUUUAUAAACUAAGAUCAUUUUUUAUAAGAGUCUUAAAAAGAAACUACUUGUGAUGUUACUUCAUAAGACAUACUUUCCUGCAUAGAUCAAAAUAACAAUAACUUAAAUAAUAAUGCUAAUAUACAUUUGUUCUAUCAAAUGGCAAUGAAUCAAUAAAAUUAAAAUGAUUAAAGAGGGUUAAAUAACUAAAUGAAUGAUUAAAGCGGAUUAAAUAACUAAAUUAGUAAUUCUAGCGAUUAAUAACACCAAAAUGGGUUGAUUGUAUAAAAUUAAGUUGCUUUUCUUGAUAUUUAAUAAUAAGAUACAAAUUAUCAAGAGGAAUAAAAAGAAAAUUAAUAACCCUCAUCAUUUUCUAGUUCCUAAUAAAAUAAAUUGCCUCCUCUUAAUAAUUUAAAUGUUAAUAAUGAAAAUAAUUAAAUGUUUUAAUAGUAAAAUUUUAACUUAGAAUAAUCUCAAAUAAAUUAAAAUUAGGAAAAUUUAUCAUGGCAAACUGAUGAAAUAAAUGAAAAAAUAGAUGAAUCUCUAAAGAAUUAAUCAUUUUAAAGUUUAAUAGUAGGAAAAGAUAAUAUUUAAAAGAAAAUAGGAGAAGAACAAGAAAAAGAAAAAACUAAACCUAACAAUUUUAUUUAAGAUAUUUAAAUAAACAAACCAGCUGCAUAAGAUGAUAUUGAAGCGAAAAGAGAAGAAGGAGAAGAAAAAGAAGAAAAUAAAUCUAACAAUUCUAUUUAAGAUAUUUUAAUAAAAAAACUAGUGGAAUAAGAUAAUAUUGAAACGAAAAUAGAAGAAGGAGAAGAAAAUAAAGAAAAUGAAUCUAAAAAUAAUGUUUAAACUAUUUAAAAUAACAAUUCUUUUAAUGAUGAAGAAUCAGAAAUAUAUUGUUAAAUUCAUCAGAAUAAUACUUAACGCUCUUCAAAUAAAUUAAAAAAUACUGAUGAUAGCAGAAACCAAGGUGAGUCAAAGUUAUAAGAAAGCAAUCUCAGUGACUCUGAUAUCAAAUAUGAAGAGUAGAAAGAUCAUAUUUAGGAUAUACAUUAAAUGAAGACUGUAGAUAUGCAGCAAGAAAAAGAACAGGUCUAUAAUGAAUAAACAAACUAUUAGAUUCAAAUGCUUAGAAAAGAAAUAAAAUUAGAAAAAUAGAAAAAUCAUUAGCUUCUAAAAGAAAAGAAAAAAGACAAACAUGAACUAAGUAUUCUAAAGUCUAGCGCUACUUAAUAUAUAAUGGAAAAUUCUGAAUUAAAAUAAUAAGUAAUUGAAUUGAAAAAUGAAGUAAUUGAAUUGAAAAAAGAAUUAGCCUAGACUGAAGUGGCAAAUUUUAAUGAAGAUAUUUUAUCUCAGAAUAUAGCUUAGUUCGAGCUAAUGUAACAAAAAGAGAAAAGCUCAGAUAUUUAUAAAGAUUUGUACAUAAAAGAGUUAGAGUAAACUAAAUAGCAAAAUAGAGAAGAAAUUCUAUUUUUGAAGAAUUAGAUGUUAGAAAUUCUUAAAUAGAUUCAAUAAUCUUAAUAAAAAUGA
This is a messenger RNA of Tetrahymena thermophila SB210, 1860 nucleotides long. RefSeq lists its product as hypothetical. Lineage: Eukaryota; Ciliophora; Oligohymenophorea; Hymenostomatida; Tetrahymenidae. The record is from RefSeq and is a predicted model, not a curated record. The transcript has a single exon.